This is a messenger RNA of Malus domestica (apple), 850 nucleotides long. Its product is annotated as pre-mRNA polyadenylation factor fip-1-like. The record is from RefSeq and is a predicted model, not a curated record. NCBI's taxonomy places the organism in Eukaryota, Viridiplantae, Streptophyta, Magnoliopsida, Rosales, Rosaceae.
CUCUCUCUCUCUCUCGGCCAUUAAGCUCGCUCGGUCGCUCUCUCUCUCUAUAUGUGUUAACUUAAUUAUACAGCCGACAUGAAACUAUACAGCCGACAUGAGUUUCAUGCAUAUAUACUUAGCCAUUAAGCGUGCUCUCUCUCGCUCUCUCUCUACAAGAGUUUCAUGUAUAUAUAGCGGACAAACUUCAAUAGCUGCAUUGCAAGUUCAUUAAGAAAGGAAGCUGCAGAAAUAUCCUUAGGGCUUUUUUUGAUCAAGAGAGAGUGAGAGAGAUUGAUCAGAUCAUCAUCAUCAUCAGAGAGACAUGCCACCAGGAGGAGGGCCGGGAGGAGGAGGACCGGGAGGAGAUUGCUUAGGUUUCCUAUGUGGCGGUCUAAGCAACUUUAUAUCAUCUUGUGCUUAUUUCCUGUGCUGCUGCUGCCUGCUUGAGGGCUGCUGUGGGCCAAUGUUCGGCGGAGGACCUGGUGGCGGUGGUGGACCUGGUGGCGGUGGUGGACCUGGUGGCGGCGGUGGAUGGGGCGGCGGUGGACCUGGGGGCGGACCUGGUGGCGGUGGGGGAUGGGGCGGCGGUGGACGUGGCGGCGGUGGUGGUGGUGGACCUGGCGGCGGCGGUGGUGGUGGGCCUGGAGGCGGCGGCGGUGGUCGUUGGUGAACAUCAUCAGCUCAUGAUGUUCCAGGCUUCUGGGUCAUGAUGUUGUUGUAACCUGUCUGAAACUGUUUCUGUUUAGUUUGAAUAUAUAUGUUGGCAUGUUGCAACUGCUAUGUCUGAUGCAACUUGCACCUCAGUAUUCUUUCUUUGAUAUGUAGCCAAACUGCGUGUUUAAUUUAAUUUGUUUGCAAAUUUCCUUCA